UGAUAAGCAGCUUCUGGGUUUUGCUUUCAAGCGCACUCCUGCUGAAUUGGCGUGAGGGAGUGUAUGUUUGGGGCGUUUACUUUUUCUCCUGCCACAGUAGCAACACACUGCAGCAGCACCGGCCCCGAACAAAAGGCUAAGCACAGCAGAGCCACAGGAGAAACUCAGGGAUAAAAGAAGGCAGAGCAGCCCAGCGUGACUGCAUUUCUCAGGGAGGAACUGAACCUGCCAUUUAGCCCUUCUGGUCCCGGAGGGAAGACAGGACGCUAGACUACAGAUAGACCAGCCUGUCUGUCACUGAGCUGUUUCCUCUUUCACUUCCUUCAUACACCUCAGUCUGUCAUCCUUUACUGAGAUUCCUGCAUCUUCCCUUGUUCACCUGGGCGUCUUUCCUUUCCUCUACCUGUCAUUCGAGAUGUCAGAAUAUGACUGCCUGUCGCCCAUCGGCCUGGACUGUUGCAGUUGCUGCUUAGACCUGGCCAAUGGCUGUGAUGAGUCAAUGGCUCAGGGCCUCGGUUCUACAGGAGGCUUACCAGGAAGCCCCACCAGCCCGAGUGUCAGUCACUUUCGCCAGCUACGCAACCAGCUGAUGUACCAGAACCUGAACACAGACAAGUUGAACAACAUCAUGAGGCAGGACUCCCUGGAAUCUGUGGUGAGGGACCCCUGCUUCCUGUUCAAUGAGGGGAUCUGCAACAGCAACAUUGACCAGACCAUGCUUUCCAUCCUGCUCUUCUUUCACAGUGCCUCUGGUGCUAGCGUUGUGGCCAUCGACAACAAGAUUGAACAGGCGAUGGAUCUUGUCAAGAACCACCUCAUGUAUGCGGUGCGAGAGGAGGUGGAGGUCCUCAAAGAGCAGAUCAAAGAGCUGGCGGAGAAGAACAACCAGCUGGAGCGGGAGAACUACCUUCUGAAGAACCUGGCCAGUCCAGAGCAGAUGGAGAAGUUCCAGUCCCGCAUCCCCACAGACGUGCUGCUACCGCUGGACAACCUGAGCGCCCAGCUGACCCCAGACCAGCAUCUGCCCUGUACUCGCAUCGCUGGCUCUGCUGUAUAAGUGGCUCUGCUUUGGGGCGGGCAGAGCCACCGUCUCUUUACAAUAAUGGACCUCCAUUUGAACCUAAUCGUUAAGAAAUUACUGCCACCGACAACCCUUCGUGAAAAUGAAGGGCGAAGCACCGGGGUUGUAAACGAUCGAUGGGACACAAAAGGACACUGAUAAGCACAACACAGAACUUGAGAUGCUCUGUCUGGUGUGCCAGUCAGGCCCGCUCUCUGAUACCGUCAAACUCUUUGUCGUAGUCUCUCUGUGUAGACAAAAGUGCUAAGAAUAGAGAGGGCUGACGCUUGCUUUCAGACAGCAGGGGGGCUUUCCCUGCCUAGCCGAAACCCUUCCAACAAACACCCUUUGCGCUAGCAAUUGGGAGUGAAGAGGUGUGGAUUGGGCUAGCCCUGCAGGUGCUAACUUGAAAAGGUGUUGGGGAAGAGACCCAACCUGAGACGCUCCUCCAUGUGUCAACAAGAAGAGCCACAUCAGGUGGAUUCAGAUCUAAAAAAACACAAGUUUGAAGGACUCCCAACCGCACAUUUCAGCCCCUUAACAGGGACCUUUCCUGUGCCUAAAAUGUAUUGCUCAUGUAUUCAUGUACAUCUAAGCAUAACAAGAAAAAUCAACAGGAUAAGCUAAGAGGUGGAGGUUAAUGCAGUAUAGCCUGUUAGAGCUGGUGGACCGCUGCAGUACACUGAAUAUACUGUAAUAAUUCAUGCAAUGUAAUCUUGUAUUGCCUGCAGUUGGGGCUUGCUGCUUAUGGGGGAAAUUAAUUCUGCAAUAUCUUCUGUUUUUGUUUGUGAUUCCGAACAAAAAUCAGUGGUUUCUAAAAAGGCACUGUACAGAUUUAUUUUGUAAUACUGGGGGGACAGGAAUAUCUGCCCACCAUGUACGCCUAGCUCUUCACAGCAAAAGAUAAAUGUAACUGCAAUGUACCUAAAGUUGAAACGUCCAGGAGGAAGAGUAGUGGAGAUGGUGAGCAACCAGAAGAGCCAGCAGAUGCUCUCCUGAUUUUAGCAGCGUCGUCCAGUAUCUGGUCUGUUUCUCGCUCAGAUGCCAACUUGAAAACAAUGGCAUGACAACAGUGCCUGUUCGUAGUAAGAGAGGAACACAUUUCCUCAAAGAGCUCUGUUAUUGUUGUUUUCUAGCUACCAAAGACUUUUUGCCUUCUUUUUUUUUGUCUUGCAACAACAGAAGCCAAGCAACCAGGACCAUGUGUACAACGUCACAGGGAGAAGUGUUGUUUGUACCUAAUGCUAAAGUCUAUACGUGUUUUGUAAAGAUAACGGUAUUGUUGCUGUAAAGUAUCCUGAAAAAGUUGUUCACUAUGGUGUUUGGAUACAACUGCACAUUUGCAAUAAAACUUGUGUUUACAUAAUACAAUA
Molecule: messenger RNA, 2433 nt
Organism: Gymnodraco acuticeps
Lineage: Eukaryota; Metazoa; Chordata; Actinopteri; Perciformes; Bathydraconidae
Gene: tsc22d3
Product: TSC22 domain family, member 3
Exons: 3
Coding region: 416-1057 (213 amino acids)
Biological process (GO): regulation of transcription by RNA polymerase II
Source: RefSeq, a predicted model, not a curated record